AAGUUACUAUCUAUCCAAACUCCCAUCUAGUCUACAAACUUACAAGAAUGGUCUCAAUCAUGAAGCCUAAUAUUCCUACCAAUCUGCCACCAUAUGGCCUGGACAGAUCUGACGCGCUCCAUCCUUCAUCUAUCCUGGCUAACGAGAAUUUCCGAUCAAGUUCUCUGGAAACAGUACGACCUUCCACUAGGGACGAGAAGGAUCCAGGAGACUUCAUUCCCCCGCCUCCUCUGAUAUCCUGCUCCGAUUUUGUUCCCCGGCCCCUAGUGGAGUUGUUGAUGCGGAGGAAGAAGAAUAGCGCUCUUGGUGUCAAGUGGCUAAAAGGCGACGAGAUCACGAAUAUGGAAGGCGCUAUGCAUACUUUUGUUACUCCCGUCAUAUCGAGGUGUGAAAUAAAUGGCGAUUAUAGUUAUAAUCCUGCCUUUGGUGGUCAUGGCAUCAAUAGAUUCGGAGACACGUUACAAAGGUCGAGAACCGACGGGAGCAAACGGAAAUACCAACUCGCCAGGUUUGUAGUAUUGAGUGCUAGUAUCCAAAUGGAUUUUGAGGAUGCCAGAGUUAUGCUCAGUGCUUGUAUGCUUGAGGGAUCCGAAACUAUCGGUCACGAUAUAUUAUCCGAUAGCGCAUGGGCUAUUCUGGACAAGAAGGCAAAGCAGGACGACAAACAAAGACGAGCCUACGAUGAAUCGUUACGGCAGCAUAUGAUAUAUCAUCUUACGGAAGCACGUCGAUUACCUGCAAGAAACAGUGUUAAAGAUCUAUUGGAUAUAAAUGAAACAAUCCAGCUUUUGGAGUCAUUCAUCACAACACCAACAGACAACGCAGACAAAAUUGUGGGCAAGUUUACCAGUUUGGACAAUCGAAUUAUCUCCGUCGAAAUCCUUUUCAAUACGGCUGUACAACAAGCGAAGAAUGAGCUAGCAGCUCUCGAAGUUUUAUGUCCUCAAGGCUAUGUUUAUACCUACGACCCUGCUUCUAUGUUCGCUCGUAAAAUUGGUGCCACGGUCCUCAACCGAUUUAUGUUGGCUGCUCUCAAAUAUCUAUCUGACCAUUACAAGUUCGAGAAUAUGAGGGUGUUCGGCUUUAAUGAUUAUGCGGACCGAGGUGCAAUGAGUCUGCUUCGUUCGGCAUUGAGGAGACAGGAACAUGUUACUGUCACAAGCAAACAGGAUCUUUUCAACGGAGCAGGCGGAGCACAGGGUUUGUAUAACGUUACACACAUUCCUCAGGCAAGCGGUGCUAUGUUAGUAAUCCACAAUAAUAGUGACGGCUUUGGGCAGAAUAUCGAGACUGAAGGCAUGACCGGUAGUCUUGAUGGUGCUAUUGGCUCAAGCUCGAGUGCAGCUGCAAGUUUGGAAAGGAAUCGGAAAGAUCUUUUAGAUUUCGUUUGGUAGCUAGCACUUGAAAAUGGAAGCGGGCACUAGGAACUUGAACACGAUAGAGCUUUUCUCCCAGGACUAGCUAUAUUUCUUAGAAUUCUACCUCCUACUUCUCACGUACCUACUAGAUACAUAUCUUGUAGAUUGUGUGAUGAUCACGGAGUAUCAAAAAUCCCUCUGUGCCCAACAGACGUCUGGCAAUGGGCACACCACGAGCUUUAUUACACGGGUCCAUCAAAUCCUUAGUCCUAGUACUCUAUACAUG
Molecule: messenger RNA, 1644 nt
Organism: Amorphotheca resinae ATCC 22711
Lineage: Eukaryota; Fungi; Ascomycota; Leotiomycetes; Helotiales; Amorphothecaceae
Exons: 2
Coding region: 48-1394 (448 amino acids)
Source: RefSeq, a predicted model, not a curated record